Molecule: messenger RNA, 2892 nt
Organism: Lasiodiplodia theobromae
Lineage: Eukaryota; Fungi; Ascomycota; Dothideomycetes; Botryosphaeriales; Botryosphaeriaceae
Product: WD repeat containing protein
Exons: 2
Coding region: 1-2892 (963 amino acids)
Biological process (GO): maturation of SSU-rRNA
Cellular component (GO): small-subunit processome; Pwp2p-containing subcomplex of 90S preribosome
Molecular function (GO): protein binding; snoRNA binding
Source: RefSeq, a predicted model, not a curated record
AUGGUCAAGUCCUACGUCAAGUAUGAGCACUCGCAGACCUUCGGCGUCGUGAAUUCGGCGACCUCGAACGUCGUCUGGGCGCCUGAGUCCACCGCAGCCCGCAACACCGGUGCCGGCCAUGCGUACACCGCCGCGAACGAGGAGCUGCUCUGCUGGGACUUGAAGAAGGGCGAGCUGCUCAGCUCCUGGCGCGACAGCUCCUGCUCCGCCGAAGUCACCCAAAUUGCCCAGAGCAAGACCGACCCCGACGUUUUUGCCGUUGGCCAUGCAGACGGCAGCAUUCGCGUGUGGGACUCGCGCUCCUCGUCCCUAAUCAUCAGUUUCAACGGCCACAAGUCUGCCAUCACCACCUUGACCUUCGACGACUCCGGCGUGCGCUUGGCCAGUGGGUCCAAGGACACGGAUAUCAUCGUGUGGGAUCUGGUCGCUGAAGUCGGCUUGUUCAAGCUGCGCGGUCACAAGGACCAAAUCACGGGGUUGAGGUUCCUGCAUGUCGGCACUGGUGCUGCUGACGAGGACGAGGAGGUGCCUGAUCUCGCUGACGACGGACCGGUAUUCCUCCUGUCAACUAGCAAGGAUGCCCUGAUCAAAAUCUGGGACGUCAAUUCGCAACACUGUAUUGAGACACACGUCGCUCAGACCAAUGGCGAAUGCUGGUCUAUGGGCCUCUCCCCUGAUGGCAAUGGCUGCAUCACGGCUGGCAAUGACGGAGAAAUCAAGGUGUGGACGAUUGACCGGGAAGGGUUGCGCACCCUUGCGAGACAAGUCGGAGAAACUGCAGACGCCGAUUUCCUUUCGGAGAGGGGCACGUUGUACCGUGCGGGUAAGGACAGAACAAUCGGCAUCAGCUUUCAUCCCAAGAUGGACUACAUCGCGAUACACGGUUCGGAGAAGGCGGUGGAGUUGUGGCGCAUCCGCUCGGACGAUGAGGUGCAAAAGAGCCUGGCCAGGAAGAAGAGAAGGAGAAAGGAGAAGCUCAGGGAGCUGAAGGACAAGGGCGCCGACGUGGACAUGGCCGAUGUCGACGACGAGGAUAUCGCGACGGCGGGCGUGGGAGACAUUUUCGUCCCGUAUGUUAUUGUCCGUACAGGAGGCAAGGUCAGGGCUGUCGACUGGGCGCGGGGGACGGCGAAAGCGCUGCAGCUGAUUGUGUCCACCACAAAUAAUCUGCUGGAGGAUUACAGCGUACCAACGAAGGAACGCACCAAGAAGGCCUCCAAGGACGAACCCCCGGAGUACUCUCGAUCUUACUCCGUUGAACUCCCAGGACACAGGGCUGAUGUGCGCUCUCUCGCUCUGAGCUCGGAUGACCGCAUGCUGGCUUCCGCGUCGAAUGGCAGUCUCAAGAUCUGGAACAUUCGGACAAAGCAGUGCUUGCGCACGCUGGAGUGCGGCUACGCGCUGUGCUGCGCCUUCUUGCCAGGAGAUAAGAUUGUCGUGGUAGGCACCAAGACUGGAGAGAUUGAGCUUUUCGAUAUCGCAUCAUCACAGCUCGUUGAUACUGUGCAGGCGCACGAGGGCGCAAUAUGGAGCUUGGAUCUACAUCCCGAUGGCAAGUCCGUCGUGAGCGGUAGUGCGGACAAGACAGCAAAGUUCUGGAAUUUUGAGAUUGUGCAGGAGGAGAUUCCAGGAACAAAGCGAACGACGCCGAAACUUAAGCUGGCGCACGCCCGGACACUGAAGGUCAACGACGACAUUCUGAGCUUGCGCUUCUCUCCGGAUUCCCGCCUGCUCGCCGUGGCCACUCUUGACAAUACCGUCAAGGUUUUCUUCGUCGAUUCUCUCAAACUUUUCCUCAAUCUUUACGGACAUAAGCUUCCCGUGCUGAGUAUGUCCAUUUCGUCUGAUAGCAAGCUCAUUGCCACUUGCAGUGCGGACAAGAACGUACGCCUUUGGGGCCUCGACUUCGGAGACUGCCAUAAAGCCUUCUUUGCGCAUACCGACAGCAUUAUGCAGGUCUCAUUCAUUCCUCAUCCGGUCUCAAAGGACGAGAACCACCAUUUCUUCAGCGCUAGCAAGGAUCGGACACUUAAGACCUGGGAUGGGGAUAAGUUCGAGCAGAUCCAAAAGCUGGAAGGUCACCACGGCGAAAUUUGGGCCAUGGUCGUAAGCCGGACAGGCGACUUCGUCGUGACCGCCUCGCACGACAAAAGCAUGCGCAUUUGGAACCAAAGCGACGAGCCCAUUUUCCUGGAAGAAGAGCGUGAGCGCGAGCUUGAGGAACUGUACGAGUCCACCCUUGCCGCCAACCUCGACGGCGAUGGCGACAAUGACGACAAGGAUGCCGAAGUCGGCGCCGCCACCAAACAGACCAUCGCUACCCUCACGGCCGGUGAACGCAUCAUGGAGGCACUUGAGCUCGGCCUCGCCGACCUGGAAGUCGUCGCCGCCUGGCGUGCCCAGAAGGCCGCGAACCCAACCGCCAACAUGGCCCCGCCUCAGCGUGACCCUCUCUUCAUGGCGCUUGGUGGCAUAUCGGCUGAGCGUCACGUCCUGAACACGGUCGCAAAGAUCCCCGCUUCGCAGUUACACGACGCUCUCCUGGUUUUGCCAUUCAGCACCGUGCCUGGAUUGUUCACGUUCAUCCGAAUCUGGGUCCAGCGCCAGUGGAGCGUGCCGCUUGUGUGCCGUGUGUUGUUUUUCAUGCUGAGGACGCAUCAGCGGCAGAUAGUCGCCAGCAAGGAGCUGAAAACUACCUUGGAAGGCAUGAGGGAGGAUUUGAGAAAUACGCUUGGUGGCCUGAAGGAUAUGAUGGGCUUUAAUGCCGCGGCGUUGAAGUUUGUCGGUGCGAGGGCGGAGAGCGGGAAGGUUGUUAGGGUCGAGGAUGUAGAGGAAGUGGUGGAAAGGGGGGCGAAGGGGAAGAAGAAGAGAGCCUUUGUUGAUGUGGCAUAG